This is a messenger RNA of Drosophila erecta, 792 nucleotides long. Its product is annotated as NADH dehydrogenase [ubiquinone] 1 alpha subcomplex assembly factor 3. The transcript is spliced from 3 exons. Gene Ontology annotation, cellular component: mitochondrial inner membrane. The record is from RefSeq and is a predicted model, not a curated record. Lineage: Eukaryota; Metazoa; Arthropoda; Insecta; Diptera; Drosophilidae. Gene Ontology annotation, biological process: mitochondrial respiratory chain complex I assembly. Bases 127 to 717 code for a protein of 196 amino acids.
AACAUUUCAGGCAGCCCGCAGUGUGCACCUCCGGUCACACUGGCCUGUUAAACUUUUUAACUUCAGUCUAUUUUGAUAGUUUUAAAUUGUUGUAUUAGCCAUUGAUUACUUUUCUAACACAAGACCAUGAUUGCGAGGGCCCUGAGGACGGUGGGCCAGCAGGGCCGUAACCUCUUGCUGCCGCGCAGCACCGCAUGUCGCCCGCUUCACGCGAUUCCGGCUAACUUCAGCAAGGCCUACGACUACGACGGGAAAACAAAAGUCACCAUCUUCAACACCGAAACGGAUCUGGGCCUCAUGGUCACCGGUUACAGCCAGUACGGAUUCCGGCUCAACAACGACAUGGUCCUCAUUGGUCCCAUCUCCGUGUUCCCCAGAUCGGUUCUGUCCUGGAACGUAAACAGUUUUGAGGACAUCAACGAGGACAGUCUCAGCCUCUUCCCAAUCCUAGAGCCAAAAAUUGACGUUCUAAUCAUUGGCAUUGGCGACCAAGCGCCACCGCCAGCUCUUUCCAAGAGGAUCAUAGAAUUCAUGAAGAAGUACAAGAUAAACGUAGAGGUCCUGCGCACGGAGCAGGCAUGUGCCACCUUCAACUUCCUGAAUGCCGAGAACCGAAUGGUGGCCUGCGCCCUGAUACCCCCACUGCACCUCACCUACAACGAAAACGACAUUCUGCAAGCGAAGCUGCGGAAGAAGGAGCUCUACGAGACCGAAUAGGAUAACUUAGACACAUCUAAUGAUUGUUAAAAAGGCUGGUGCUUUGUUAGAAAUUAAACUGUUUUGUAAAAUUCA